Manihot esculenta (cassava) is the source of this 3445-nucleotide messenger RNA. RefSeq names its product B3 domain-containing transcription factor NGA1. The record is from RefSeq and is a predicted model, not a curated record. NCBI's taxonomy places the organism in Eukaryota, Viridiplantae, Streptophyta, Magnoliopsida, Malpighiales, Euphorbiaceae. The coding region runs from base 85 to 1374 and encodes 429 amino acids. The transcript has 4 exons. Gene Ontology annotation, molecular function: DNA binding; DNA-binding transcription factor activity.
GCUAUAAUUAAAGUCCUCUCCCAACUUUUCCUUUACUUUCUUUUCCCCAUCAUCAUUUUUUUCUUUUCUUGUGGUUGGAUUUUUAUGAUCUUCAAGAUCUUCUGUAAUAACAAGCUCAAGAAUUCGAGGUGGGUCAUCAUGAACUUUGUUGAACAAGGAAGAGUAUAUUGUGAUAAAGAAGAGCAAGAAGAGGAAGAAGAAGGGGAGGAGGAAGAAGAGAUGACGCCGAACAAGCUCCCCUUUUCUUCUCCCUCGUCAUCAUCUUCUUCUUCCACCAAGUACAGAAAUUUUCUGCCGCAACACCAGGACCUAUGGCUUGGGUCAUCCGAGUCUCAACAAGAAUACAAAAGCCGCGAAUCAUCAUCUCUCAAUUUUGACAAGAGGCUAGAGCUUAUGGACCUAACACUGGGAAACGACAACGGAACUGUUAAUACCGGUGGUACUACUCAUGAGCAGCCUAUCGAGAGAGAGCAUAUGUUUGAUAAAGUUGUGACCCCAAGCGAUGUAGGCAAGCUAAACAGGCUCGUGAUACCAAAGCAACACGCAGAGAAGUACUUUCCCCUCGACUCAACAUCUAACGAGAAAGGCCUUCUCUUGAAUUUUGAGGACCGGAACGGCAAGCCGUGGCGAUUCCGGUACUCUUAUUGGAACAGUAGCCAGAGCUAUGUGAUGACCAAAGGGUGGAGCCGGUUCGUUAAGGAAAAGAAGCUUGAUCCAGGCGAUAUCGUGUCAUUUCAGCGAGGCGUUGGUGAGUCAGGGAAGCACCGUUUGUACAUAGACUGGAGACGCAGGCCUAAUGCACCAGAUCCAACAUCUUUUGCACAUUUAGAGCUGCAAAAUCAGCUACACUUCCCACAGUCGUUGAGGUGGGGCAGGCUCUACUCGUUGCCUCAGCCUUUGUCGUCUAUUGCACGACCAUAUGAACAACCUCAAUUCCAGCAUUUGAGUUACGGUAUUCAUCAUCAACCUUAUCAUCAACAAUAUCAUUAUAAUCAACAGGGCCAGUAUUACUUAAGGCCAGCAGGGGCACUGCCAAUUGGGGCAGUGCAUCAACAAGGAGGAGGUCAAGCCCCAAUAGUGAUUGAUUCAGUACCAGUUGUUCACGGUAGAAGUGUGGGAAAGCGGCUGAGGCUCUUCGGUGUAAACGUGGAGUGUCCCACACAAGACGAUCGUUCUUCUUUUUCUUCUUCUUCUGGGACCAUACAAGCACAUGGCAGCAGCACAACCAUGGGUUCAUUCUCGCCUCAUUUAACUGCUUCAUCUCUUCAACCUCCACAGUCAAGGCUACCCAGUAGCGGUCCAAUGGCAACUACGCAAGAAGCCGAGUUUUCAAAGAAAGGAAAGACUUCCUUAUCUUUUGAUCUGGAUCUUUGAUGAUGACACAUAUAUCGAUCAAGUGAAGAAGCUAGAGAUAUAUAUAUAUAUAUAUAACAUUUCUUUUUAGAGCCUGGAACUUGGCGAUAUCUGUAUACAUGCUGGAUGGUCUCUUCCCAGUUCCCAGUUUGUUUGGGUUACAUUUGUUUCCCCUCCUUAGAUAUCAACUGUACUUUCUCUCUUUCUCUAUGACAGUGAUCAUAUGGUACAUUGUUAGAGACGAUGGAUGGAAAUAUAUGGAGAGAGAGAGAGAGAGAGAAUGCAAUAUUAGAGUCUCUUUCUUCUUUUCUCUCUCUUUUGUUCCUAUUACCUUACUAGGAUAAAGUUGUGGCUAGCUGCUGCUGCUGCUGCUGCUGCUGCUUAGUUAAGAGGGAAGGAUUGCAGGUGAUGUGCAGAAAAGUUUGCAGCGCUGUAAAAGCCACUUUCCUGUCUGGAAAUCUGGAUUAAUUGGAGCACACCCACAAAAAGUCCUAUAUAUUGAAAGAGAUUUCUCAUAUCAGGCAUUAGAUGGAACGAUGCAAUCUAGCUAGUAGUUCAUGGGUAUGUUCAAUUUUUUGCAAGAAAUGAGACAUUUAUCCUCGGAUGAAUGUCUUGGGGAAGUUUGGAUGAGACAUAUAGGUUUCUAAUAGAUAUUUUAUCUGUAAAAAUGAUUUGCUUAUAUAAAAAAAAGACAUAAACUCAGCAGUCCAUGAUUCUUUGAAGCUGUGAUGUUGAUAAUUAAUUUAAGAUCACUGCAUAUGCGUAGUUUGUUACUGUAUGUAGGUCAGACCGAGACACCAGAGAUCCAGGAACGAAUUGUACUACUGGGAAGGUAGGGGCACCCUUAAAUGGGAUUCAACCAUCACAAGAGAAAUCCUCCCAUUUUGCCUAUAAUAACGAAAGAGGAAUCUGCUAAUCCACUCAGUGAUCAACACGUUUCAAACCCAUUAUUUCAUUAUUUUCUGGUUUACAUUAAAAAUGGAAAUUAAAAAUGGAGGAGCUGAGAGAGGGACUCUUUUCUAAAUCAUCAGAAUGGCAAAGCUGUGAAGUUCGCUAGCUGAUGAAAACUGACUACGCUGUUGAAGCUAAAACUUGUCGUUUCAUCCAUUUCAUAUUAUAUGCACAAAGACAAAGUGAAGAGGAAUAGAAACACUUGAUUUAAUUAGCUUACCCAACUUUUUCUAGGUUAAAGUUAAGCAGUACACAUUAGCAGCAAUAGCAAUUAAGCUGCCGAAGGUGGAUAAUGACAAGAAACAGACGAAGAAGAAGAAGAAUAAUGAAUAGCCCACAUGCACAUACACAUACACAAUAGGCUAUUUAUUGCCUCCACUGACCUCUGCUCGUGAGAUGCUACAGUAGCAUGCAUCGAGAGAGGAAUUUACUAGAAAAAGCCCUAUGGCCGGACGCAUUGCACAACACAAGUUUGGAUUUGAAAGAGAGAACAUGAAAUUGCAGAAGCAACACACAAAUCUGGGCAUAUCAACUUGCUUAAUCCCACUGUAAAAUUAAGAAAAUUAAAUUAAGCAUCUCUCAAACAUAAAUAUAAUAGAUAGUUACUAUAGGAGAAACAUGGUCCAAUUAUUGUAAUGAAGAUUAUUGAUUUCAGCCACAAGAUUCCUACGCUCAAAAUCUUGAAAUUGAAGCCCUCCCUCCGGCCUAUAAAGAGAUUGUAUAUAGGUUAGGUUUAAUAGGCAAUAAUGGAUGAUAUGAAAGAAGGCACAUGAGUAAGGUACAAAAGAAAAGAAAGUUUCUUUCCCAUUUUCCUUUAUUUGGGUCUUUUUUUAUCUUCUUGUCUCAAAAUUUUUUUGCAGAUUUGCGUGCAUUGUACAACACACAUUCACUAGCUAACGUUGGUUUUAUUUAUUUAUUUAUUAAUUUUGCAUGGACCACGUUCUUGUAUUUAUGCAUUAUGUGGAUAUCGAUCCAAUACUUAUAAUAACUUAAAUAGUACCCGCAUGCUUUCUUUAUCUGGCUCUAUACGGCUACAGCUUGUAUUUGCUUUCUUUGAUAUGAAAAUAACAUGAGAGAGAAUCAGCUUCACUCACUGUACAUGUUUCCUCUCAUUUACUGUUACUAUAACUUAACAGACUUA